AUGCAGCAACUCGAGAAGCAUUGUGAAAUAGAUGCAAUAGGCGAAGUUCUUGUGUAUCGUGCAAACGCGAGAUACUUGACACUUGACGUUCCCAAGAGUAUCCAAAAGCACAACAUCGUAAUAACUACGUACGAUGAAGUUCGGAGAUCUUACCCUCAGUGCAAUGUCCCAAGUCAGAUUGCCGACAAAGAUAAACUUAUUGAAUGGUGGAAAGAGACCUAUGAGAAUGACGUGGGCCCUUUACAUCAGAUCAAAUUCAGGAGGAUUAUCUUAGACGAGGCUCACGUCAUAAAGAAUCACCUUUCCCAAAUAUCUAUCGCUGUCCGAGCUCUCACUGGCCAUUACAAAUGGGUCCUCAGUGGAACGCCUGUGCACAAUUGUGUAGAGGAAUUCUAUCCGCUCUUUGAUUUUCUCGGUGUUCCUCGCACCGGAACUUAUGAGAAUUUCUGGAAGUUAUACUGCAAGGAUAAUGAAGCUAAUAAGUGCUUGGUUAAUCUCCUCCGAUCUUUCAUGUUUCGUCGAACGCAUUCUAGUCGGCUUUUCUCGUUACCUAUCAUCAAGCUGCCCGAUAUUGACGAAAGGGUUGUACAGACAGAAUUCUGUAAAGCUGAGAGGGUAAUGUACGAUGCUAUCAUCGAUGCAUUCUUCGAGAUAAUCAAUGGCUUCGCCCAUGUGGAAAAUCCUAGAGUGAAGCAAUACAGAUGCUUCCUAACGAUGAUUUUGAAGCUGCGCAUGUUUUCCAGCCAUAUGCUUACUGCGCAAGAUAUCAUAAAGAAGCUUCUUUCCAAAGGAUUGAUUCGGGAGCUUAUCGAUAUUUUGAAAGUGGAGAGAAGCCCCGAAAGUCCAUCCUACAAUAUCAUACAAUGGAUUAGAACAAUGAGAAAGGAUACCGAGUUGCCCGCAACUCCACAGACUCAAGGCUUCACGGGCCUUUGUGUAGAGGAGCUUCAUGGCGAUAAGGAAGAGCUUGCCAAACAAUUCAAGGCUUUCAUGACAACGCUUCACGAGAAUGAGCAGUGGUUGGAGCGUUUUGAGAGGGGGAAAUGCGCUUCCUGUGGAUUCAUGCCAAUGAAUCCGUUGGUCACGUCCUGCAUGCAUCUGUAUUGUGAGGAAUGUUAUUACCUUCUCAUGAAGGAGGGUGAAACACGGAUCUGCUCAAGUUGCAAUACAUGCAUUGAAGCAGCUGCAAUGUGCCCUAUCGCGGACGAUGGAGAGAUCCGGGAGCCACCUUCGGCUCUCAUAGUCGAAAAGACGAAGAAGCAGAAGAAACCAUCUAAGAAGAACAAGAAAAAGACACAAAGAGGUUUUAUGGGUGGCUUUCCAGCAGUUGCCUCACACGGCCGAGAUGAAUCUGAGGAUGAAGAAGUGGAUGAAGACGAGGAGGUAGAUUGGAUUUCUGUGAGUGGUGGCGAAAUGACCAGUGCCAAACUUGUCAAGAUACAAGAGAUCGUCAAGGGUUGGAUUGACGAGAACCCGGACGUGAAAAUCGUCAUAUUUACUCAGUUUCUUGACUUUCUUCGGCUGGUCGGGCUUAUGUGCAAUAAAGAGAAAUGGGUGGCCACUUCCGUAAGUUCUAAUCUUCGUCACAACCUGCCUCUGAUCCAUGGAGGGAGCGCUGCUAAUCGCACGCAGUUGCACGGGAAACUGAGUCUACAAGCUCGUGAGCAGAGCAUGGAUAAGUUCAGAGAUGAGAAAGAGGUACGGAUCUUGAUUGCCAGUCUCAAGGCUGGAGGAAUCGGACUCGACAUGUCCAUGGCGAACAAAUGUAUCCUGGUGGAUCUAUGGUGGAAUGAAGCUAUCCAACAACAGGUACUACACACACACACUUUCGAUUUCAUUCAUUUUUACAUUUCUGAGUAA
This is a messenger RNA of Aspergillus oryzae RIB40, 1860 nucleotides long. Its product is annotated as putative SNF2 family helicase. NCBI's taxonomy places the organism in Eukaryota, Fungi, Ascomycota, Eurotiomycetes, Eurotiales, Aspergillaceae. Gene Ontology annotation, molecular function: ATP binding; ATP-dependent chromatin remodeler activity. The record is from RefSeq and is a predicted model, not a curated record. The transcript has 5 exons. The coding region runs from base 1 to 1860 and encodes 619 amino acids.